AAUUUCUUCAAGAAUAACUUCGAGGCCUCCUCAAUUUCUUGAUGUAUUCAAUACCUUCGCCUUAGAGACUAAUAUAGUAAUUGGGUUAGUCUUCUUAAUUUCUAGUCCUUUAUUCAAUCGAUCAUGUCAUCGCCCAGUCACUUACAUGGUUUAUGACAUUCAUCUAACUUAUAAAACUUGUAAACAUUUCCCCAAGAACAGCAUUUCAUCAGCUCUCAAUAAUUUCUCCUUUUCCCAGUCCAGUGCUUCUAUUAUUCAUGGAGAAAAUACAACACAAGCAUGUUGAUGUAGGGGAACUGAAAUUACAUGUUGCAGAGAUUGGAUCAGGUCCAGCUGUGCUGUUUCUCCAUGGCUUUCCUGAAAUCUGGUAUUCAUGGCGUCAUCAGAUGAUUGCCUUAGCAGAUGCAGGAUUUCAUGCAAUUGCCCCUGACUUCAGGGGUUAUGGACUUUCUGAUCAGCCUUCCCAAAUAAAUGAUGGCAACUAUGUAGAUCUCGUGGAGGAUAUGGCCGGCCUUCUUGAUUCCUUUGGCAUUCAGAAAGUAUUUGUUGUGGCCAAGGAUUUUGGAGCAAACAUUGCAUAUUAUCUGUGUCUCCUGCACCCUGAGAGAGUGAGGGGCAUUGUUGCAAUGGGAUUCCCUUAUAUGAGACCAGCCCAAGAAACUCUUCAGUUGGAUUUGUUACCACAAGGAUUUUAUAUAAGACAUUGGAAGGAGCCCGGAAGAGCCUUGGCAGACUUUGGGCGUUUUGAUACAGAAACAGUGGUAAGGAAUAUAUAUACCCUUUUCUCUGGAAGUGAAGUGCCAAUGGCAGAAGAGGGUAAAGAGAUCAUGGACCUCUAUGAUCCUGCAACUCCUCUGCCAUCUUGGUUUACAAAUGAUGACCUGAAAAUAUACUCAAGCCUGUAUGAGAAAUCAGGAUUUUCUUUCCCUGUGCAAGUUCCAUAUAUUACUUUUAUGAGCCACUGGGGAAAAUUGGCGGAGUUAAGUGAUUAUACUAUUAAAGUUCCAGUGCUUUUAAUUACGGGUACCAAAGAUUUUGUACUGAAAUCACCAGGAAUGGAGUAUUAUAUCAACAGUGAUUUCUUGAAAUCUCAAGUGCCCAAUCUGGAGGUCAAGUUUUUCCCAGAAGGGAGCCAUUUUGUUCAGGAACAAUUCCCUGAGGAGGUGAAUAAACUUUUACUUGGCUUCCUCAACCAGCAGUUGUAAUGCCAAAGUACUUCAAGAUUAGGCAUAAUAGCACCAAUGGUCAUAGUCAUAGAAAUAAAGAAUGGUGAACAAGUAUUUGUUUGUAAGGGGAUUAAUCAUUAAACAUUAAAUAACUAUGAUCUUAUAUUU
Cryptomeria japonica (Japanese cedar) is the source of this 1334-nucleotide messenger RNA. RefSeq lists its product as uncharacterized. Bases 258 to 1205 code for a protein of 315 amino acids. NCBI's taxonomy places the organism in Eukaryota, Viridiplantae, Streptophyta, Pinopsida, Cupressales, Cupressaceae. The transcript has 5 exons. Gene Ontology annotation, molecular function: hydrolase activity. The record is from RefSeq and is a predicted model, not a curated record.